Molecule: messenger RNA, 1476 nt
Organism: Lucilia cuprina (Australian sheep blowfly)
Lineage: Eukaryota; Metazoa; Arthropoda; Insecta; Diptera; Calliphoridae
Gene: Hacd1
Product: very-long-chain (3R)-3-hydroxyacyl-CoA dehydratase hpo-8
Exons: 1
Coding region: 237-974 (245 amino acids)
Biological process (GO): very long-chain fatty acid biosynthetic process; sphingolipid biosynthetic process; fatty acid elongation
Cellular component (GO): endoplasmic reticulum membrane
Molecular function (GO): 3-hydroxyacyl-CoA dehydratase activity
Source: RefSeq, a predicted model, not a curated record
UUGGGAUUUCAAAUAUAAAAAGUGAGCAAAAGUUUUUUCAUUAUUCUCCCUCAAAUUCUCUUUAAAAUUCGAAUCGUCAAAGCCCAGUCGCCUGGCCAAAAACCUGCUGUGUGAGUGAAAGUGCUAUCAGUGGUAGCCGGAACGUUAAACAAUUUGCUAGCUUUUAGUGGUUAGUGUUAGAAAGAGGUGAAAGUUCAACGAGUUGUAAAUUUUAAACGAAAAUAAUAAUAACAAACAUGGCACCACCAAAGACUUCCAAAGCUGCCGCAAAGGAACAAAGUUUAGCCAUAAAGGGUUAUCUAUUCCUCUACAAUGCCGUACAAGUUGUGGGCUGGUGUUAUAUACUCUAUCAAUUGGCCAACUACUAUCUCAUACAGGGAGCUGAAUUUAGAGCCAGCAUUAGUUUGUGGGACUAUACACGUUGGGCUGUCAUUGUAUUCCAAAAUGCUGCUUUUGUAGAGAUUAUUAAUGCUGCCUGUGGUUUUGUUAAAUCAAAUCCGGUUAUUACCACCUUUCAGGUAUUGAGUCGCAUGAUGGUGGUAGUGGGUGUAGUAAUGGCUACACCUACUGGUAAAGUAUCGCCCGGAUUACCUAUUGCCCUGUUGGCCUGGUCUAUAACGGAAAUUAUACGCUAUGGCUAUUACGCCUUGAAUAUUAUUAAAUUUGUGCCUCAUGUUUUGGUUUUCUUGCGUUAUACGACUUUUAUUGCUUUGUAUCCCAUUGGUGUGACCGGUGAAUUGUUGUGCUUCUGGUGGGCUCAAGGUUAUGCCAAAAAUAAUCCCAGUUUGUGGUCAAUUGAAAUGCCUAACAUCUAUAAUGCCACCUUCUCAUAUUUUGUACUUCUGUGGAUUGUCAUGUUGCUGUAUAUUCCACUCUUCCCCCAAAUGUAUUUGCAUAUGUUUGCUCAGCGUCGCAAGAUCUUGGGAGGUGCCAACAGCAGCAGCAGCAAAUCAUCAACAAAAAAAGUUAAUUAAAUAUUGCUUUAUUCCAAAUUUGUAUAACAUUCAUUUAUAAUUUAUGUUUUUUUUUGUUAUUUUGCAAUCUUUUUAUCUUCUUCACCUAUACGUAAUUGGAACAAAAGCAAAAAAUAAUAUUAGGAAAUUUUUAAAUUUCUUUUCACAUUUUUCGUUUCAACCUUUGGAUAUUCAUUAAUUAGAAAUUCAUUAUUAAUUUAAAGGUUAUUCAAUGCAUUUGUAUUGUUACGACGAAUUGUAUGUAAAAUCAAAGGUUUUCGAAUAUUCCAUAUUAGUUGUGUGUGUGUGUAUGUGUUAUAAUUUUACCUACUUUUGUAUAGGUAAAUUAUUUUACAUUUGUUUUUAGAUUUCUUUUAUAAUUUGUUAAAAAUGAUUUGUUUGCUUAAGACAUAUUUACACUUUAAUACUGGAUGUAUUAUUAGUUUAGUUUGUAAGUUAACAAAUUUUGUGGCUGGAUGUAAUAUUUUUUUAAAUAAAUACUAUAUUUUUUUUUGUAAUGAAA